UAGCUAAAAAAAACAGCGAACGGGAACGAGGGAGUCCAUUUUGAUUCUCUCUCUCUCGUCGCGGUGAAUUCGAUCGAUCCAUCGAUCUCAAAUUAUUAUUCAAUUCAAUCGAAGGAAUCAUCAUCAUCAUCAAUGGCUCCAGUUUCAGCGCUCGCCAAGUACAAGCUGGUGUUUUUGGGGGAUCAGUCGGUGGGGAAAACGAGCAUCAUCACCAGAUUCAUGUACGACAAAUUCGACAACACUUACCAGGCUACAAUUGGCAUUGAUUUUCUGUCGAAGACAAUGUACCUGGAAGAUAGGACUGUUCGACUGCAACUAUGGGAUACAGCUGGACAAGAGAGAUUCCGGAGUCUCAUUCCUAGUUACAUUCGGGAUUCUUCUGUUGCUGUUAUCGUGUAUGACGUUGCCAGCCGGCAAUCUUUCCUUAAUACUUCGAAGUGGAUUGAAGAGGUGCGUACCGAGAGGGGUGGUGAUGUCAUCAUUGUCCUUGUCGGCAACAAGACUGACCUUGUUGACAAAAGGCAAGUUUCUAUAGAGGAAGGGGAAGCUAAAGCACAUGAGCUUGGUGUCAUGUUUAUUGAGACAAGUGCCAAAGCUGGAUUCAAUAUUAAGGCAUUGUUCAGAAAGAUAGCUGCUGCACUCCCGGGGAUGGAGACUCUCUCGUCAACAAAACAGGAAGAUAUGGUCGAUGUUAAUCUUAGGGCUACCAACACAAAUGCUUCUAGCUCACAGACACAAUCCGGUGGAUGCGCCUGUUGAAGAUCUGGAACUACUCUUGCUCGUCCCUCAAUAUUCAAUAUCGUCUGCAGUAUCAUGUCUCUAUGGGCUUCAUUUAUACAGAGCUACCUGCUGAAAGAAGGCAUAUGAUUGAGAUGAAGAUUUUGGUUACCUACUUUUGUGCUCUUUUCCUUCUUGUUUAGAAUCAUGUUAAUAGAAAUUUAUUUUUAGUUUUUGUGGGCAUUUUGAACUAUAAUGUUAUCUGAGUGUGGGGAUUAGAUUUAGAACCCAGACUAGAAUCGAUUUGAAAUAAUAGUUGGUGAAGUGAAUUGAAUUGUGCUAUA
This is a messenger RNA of Asparagus officinalis (garden asparagus), 1061 nucleotides long. RefSeq names its product ras-related protein RABH1b. The coding region runs from base 133 to 759 and encodes 208 amino acids. The transcript has 6 exons. NCBI's taxonomy places the organism in Eukaryota, Viridiplantae, Streptophyta, Magnoliopsida, Asparagales, Asparagaceae. The record is from RefSeq and is a predicted model, not a curated record. Gene Ontology annotation, molecular function: GTP binding; GTPase activity.